Paramacrobiotus metropolitanus is the source of this 3367-nucleotide messenger RNA. RefSeq names its product oxysterol-binding protein-related protein 3-like. The transcript is spliced from 17 exons. Lineage: Eukaryota; Metazoa; Tardigrada; Eutardigrada; Parachela; Macrobiotidae. Bases 254 to 3058 code for a protein of 934 amino acids. The record is from RefSeq and is a predicted model, not a curated record. Gene Ontology annotation, molecular function: cholesterol binding. Gene Ontology annotation, cellular component: perinuclear endoplasmic reticulum; intracellular membrane-bounded organelle; cytosol.
UUUUAUUUUGCCCAUUUGAUUUUUCAGUGCGAUGUACGUAAUUGUUACAGUUGCGUUAUCACGAUUCAUGAUCAUGUAAUCGGUAAUUAUUACUGAAAUUUUAAUAUUUGGCAUAACAGUUGUCGUACAGUCCAACUGAAAUGUUAUCUUAUCUGUGGAUUGACGAUUACUUCAUCAAGUAGACGCCGUAAUAAGACUGGUUUCGUGGUUUUGUUUUGAUGUUGGAGUUUUGCGGCCAUCCACGGCGACGACGAUGGACCACACUGCUUCUGCUGAUACUGUGAAACUGCUACGCACCGUCAGCGAUCCGAAAGAUAAAACUAGUAUUCUGCGUGGUAGUACCAUGCCACGUCCCAAUUCGAUCGCGGUGGAUCUGACCAACCGAGUCAAUCAGCAGCAGUCCAGUCCGGUUGGAAGUAAAAAUGGCACAGCUCGCAAACAGGGCCACUGCCAUUCACCAUCCAGCGUCUCCAUGUCGUCGUCCACGCCGUCGGGAGAAGGCUCCUCCUCACAGUCCGAGUAUUUUAGUUAUGAAGCGGAGGAAAGCGGUGGCUCGAUCAAGCCGUCACCGGUGGGAUUAUUUGACGAUUCACGGGCUAAUCAGACCGUGGGUACGGAUUAUGAAAUUAUCAAGGGUUUGCGCGUCGGAGAGACAUUCGAGAAGGUUGUGCCUGUUUUUGAGGGGCUGCUGUCGAAGAAGCGUCGGCGACGGGGAACAGGUUUCCAGAAACGUUUCUGCCGUCUGGAGGAGGGCUAUUUGAUUUAUGCAAAAAAUCGCGGCGAGAUGGAGAAGGGAAAUUACUUGGGGAAACUUGAUAUUGCAUUGUCUUUCGUGGUUCUCAAUAAGAAGAAGCGUGGCAUUGAAAUCGACGCAACGGAAGCUGUGCAUCACUUUCGUGCAUAUUCGGAUGCACAAUUUGCAAAAUGGCGUGAAAUGCUAUACGAUCAUCGUCUGUACCGUCAAGCCACGAUGGCCAGCUUGUUAGGUGACGCUGAUGCGGAAGGCACACUGAAAGAUGCAACGCUGCUUAAUCAGCCAAGCGCAGCCGGUUGCCGAAUUGGUUUAGACGUCUCAAAAGCCCAAUUGGAUGCUGUUUUCAAGAAGCUCGAUCGCGCAGCCGCUCUUGUCGAACAAUGGGAAAUGGCCGCCAAUGAGCCAAUAACAGAACGCGAUAUCCAGCAGAACAGCGUGAAUGAUACCGGUUCGAAAAGAGGUACUAUAAAGAAAUUCUUCUCAAGGCGAAAGAAGCCUGAUAAAAAAGAGGACUUAAUGGCAUCAAGUGGGAGUUCAUCAAAAGGAUCGACGGUACCACGCCCGCCCACUAUGGAAACCCUGCAGUUGCCCAGUUCGAAUGCUUCCGCUUCAUUUCCGGAUAACAUACCGGCUAUACCGUCUUCCCCCAUACCCAGUCUGGGUGGUCAUCUCAGUGAUAUUAGCCACGGUUCGCAGUCAAGUCUUACGAAGUAUAACGAAAGUCAACCGAACAAUGCAACCACUUCUCGCAUGGAUGUGGAUUCUUUACUGCUGGCUCGGGAAUUGAUCUCAACCUUUCGAGUCAUUGGCAAUGAUUUCCGCCAGCUAUAUAAUCGAUUUAAUGGUGCCUUAUCGGAUGACGGGACCCUAACCGGCAGUAUGGUUCAGACACGAAUCGUGCACACUUUAUCGUCGGAUAGCGCUGGUACAAUUGGGAGCGGAGACACAUUUUUCACGGCCAUCAGUCAUUUCAGCAGCAGCCGCAUGCAGCAUAGUGCUCAUCUUAUGUCCGAUACAUCCUCCGACCGUUCGCAUUCGCGAGAUGAAGGAUGUUCUUCGGAUUCCGAUGUAGACGAUAUCGAUAACGAGAAUUUUAAUCGUGGUGACAUUCAACGUCAGACGGGACGGCGCACUGUGCUCCCCAGCCAAAGGCCGCCUGCCGACGGAAGCCUGCUAAAAAUGAUUGGCGGUUUUAUCGGCAAAGAUUUGACCAGAUUAGCACUCCCUGUUAAAGUGAACGAGCCUCUAAGCAUGUUGCAGCGGCUAGCGGAGGAAUUGGAAUAUUGUGAAUUGCUUGAUCGCGCUGCGGAUUGUGCUGAUCCAGUUGAACGGAUGACUCUCGUGGCCACAUUCGCUGUCUCCGGAUUCGCUUCGACAUUCUACCGAGCCAGCACUAAGCCAUUUAAUCCAAUACUCGGCGAAACAUAUGAAUGCGUCCGCGAAGAUAAAGGCUUCCGGUAUGUUGCCGAACAAGUUAGUCAUCACCCGCCAAUUUCCGCGUGCCACGCCGAAUCCUUAAGUGACAAAUAUUGUUACUGGCAAGAUUUUCGGCCGAAAACACGCUUCUGGGGACGGUCCAUCGAAGUGACAAACCACGGCGAAGUGCAUGUGAAUAUUAAUAAGAGCGAGCAUUAUCGCUGGAAUAAGCCGAGUUCGCGCGUUGCCGUUUCGGCUCUCAUGUCUCAGAAGGGGCACGUGGAAGUGUACGGAACCAUCAAGAUCACCUGCAGCAACGAUUAUUACGCCAAUUUGACAUUUGGAAAGUCAUCCAGUGAAGGCACCCCAACGCAUGUCGAAGGUACCGUAUAUGGGCCGGAUCGAGCACCUGUUACUGCAAUUUUUGGCAGUUGGAAUGAAUGUGUUUAUUGGACGGAUCCUGGGCGAACGGGCACCAGUCGAAGCGCCGGGACGAAGGUUCUUUGGCGAGCUGGAGCCAUGCCGGCUGACCACGAUGUUUACUAUGGCUUCACACGUUUCGCCAUUGAAUUAAACGAAAUCAGCGACGAAAUGACUCGAUUUUUACCCUGUACCGACUCCAGGCUUCGGCCUGACCAAAGGCUUCUGGAAUGUGGAAACCUGGCUUCCGCUGAAAUCGAGAAGAAGCGUGUGGAACAGGCGCAGCGCGAGCGUAACGCGAAAUACACCAAAGAUCAUUAUCCUUAUGAGCCGCGAUGGUUUCGGCGAGUGGAACAGACGAGCGGAAACGACAUUCCUGAUAUUUACGAAUUUACCUACCGCUACUGGACACUUCGGGAAUCUCCGGGCUUCAUGAGAGUUGUGCCGGCUAUCGAAGCCAUCUGGUGAUCCAUUGCUGGUGAUGUGAUGAACAGUGUCUUCGUUUGUUAGUCAAUAAGUUGAAUACUUCGCAGAAUUUUAUGUAAUCUAUCGUUUUUCUUUUCAACUGGUUCACUGAGAUAGAAAUGUUGAAUUUCGAAAAUUUUGCCGUCUUUCAGAAGGAUUAUGCAGCUGUUUCUGGUUGUCUGUUUGAAAAAAUGGAAGCUGACUAGAUGGAAUUCGAGUAAUUUAAGUGGUCAGUUUAUACCUCUGUGGUGAUGUAGCAAUAUCUGAUACGCAGAAAUAAGGCCAGUGGAAGCGCUAAUUAUUUGAUGAAUU